CAUUCUUGAAUCUUGAUUAUGUUGAGGCUAGCAGGUAAGAUAACAAUAACAAUGGAGGCUUUGAAGGUCUGGUCAUCAAGGCCUCUGAGGCACUUGUUUCAUGUAGCUUCUUCUUCUUCUUCUCUUCUUCCCACUUCUAAAUCUUCUACUUUCAUCCGCUGCUGUUCUUCUUCUUCCUCCGCCACCGGUGCCGCCGCUGCCACCACCGCCGCCGUGCCAAAACAAGCCGGGAGGGGUAGGAGAUCACCCGCCGCUCCCAACACUACUUCCACCUCCGACAGAGACGCCAUUCGCGCUAUUCGUCUCAAAAAGGUGGAAGAAUUAAGGAGCAAGGGAUUUGAGCCGUAUGCUUACAAGUGGGAUAGAACUCAUACUGCUAAUCAGUUGCAAGAGAUUUAUAAGCAUCUAGAAAAUGGUGAAGAAUCAAACAGUGAGAAUGAUCGAGUUUCGAUAUCGGGCAGAAUUGUGGCGCGUAGGGCUUUUGGGAAACUCGCAUUCUUGACUUUGAGGGAUGAUUCUGGGACAAUUCAGCUUUACUGUGAGAAAGAAAGGCUUGAAAAUGAUCAGUUUGAGCAAUUAAAAAGCCUGGUUGAUAUAGGCGAUAUAUUGGGUGCAAGUGGCUCGAUUAAAAGGACCGAAAAAGGGGAGCUUUCUGUAUGUGUAAAUUCGUUUUUGAUUCUCACAAAGUCUUUGCUUCCGUUACCGGAUAAGUUUCAUGGUCUAACCGAUGUGGAUAAGCGUUAUCGGCAACGAUAUGUAGAUAUGAUUGCGAAUCCCGAGGUAGCUGAUGUGUUCCGUAAAAGAGCAAAGAUUGUAUCAGUCAUACGGCAGACUGUCGAAUCCGUGGGGUUUAUUGAAGUUGAUACACCCGUUCUUCAGGGAGCGGCGGGUGGUGCAGAAGCUAGACCGUUCAUUACACACCAUAACUCUCUUGGUAGAGAUCUUUACCUAAGAAUUGCCACCGAACUCCAUUUGAAGAGAAUGUUGGUUGGAGGAUUUGAAAAAGUAUACGAGAUCGGAAGAAUAUUUAGAAAUGAAGGCAUAUCAACUCGUCAUAAUCCAGAAUUCACAACUAUAGAGAUAUAUGAAGCUUACUCAGACUAUGAAAGCAUGAUGAACAUGGCUGAAGAAAUUGUAACUCAAUGCGCUCUUGCGGUAAACGCGAAGCUUACCGUUGAUUAUCAGGGCGUAGAAAUCAAUCUGGAAAGGCCUUGGAGAAGGGAAACAAUGCACAAUUUAGUGAAAGAAGCUACGGGGAUUGAUUUUAUCGAAUUGGGAAACGAUCUUAAUGCUGUUAAAGAAGCCACUUUUAAUGCACUCAACAUGGGUCCAAAUAAUCAAGACCGACAUUUGAUUGAAGCAUGUUCGUCAGUUGGUCACCUGCUUAAUGAGGUUUUUGAGAUGGUGGUAGAACCUACACUUGUGCAACCUACAUUUGUGUUGGAUUAUCCGGUUGAGAUAUCUCCUUUGGCUAAGCCCCAUCGGAGGCAUGCAGGCUUAACAGAGAGAUUUGAACUAUUUAUUUGUGGUCGGGAAUUAGGGAACGCGUUUUCUGAGCUAACCGAUCCUUUGGACCAGAGAGGACGGUUAGAAGAACAAGUGAAGCAACAUAAUCAAAAGAGAGAGGCCGCAGUUUCGAAAGCAUCCGAUACAAAAGAUGACGACGAUGAAACAUCGUAUGAAGUGACUCUCGAUGAAGAUUUUUUAACAGCGUUGGAAUACGGGAUGCCACCGGCUUCAGGAAUGGGACUUGGGGUUGAUAGGCUGGUGAUGCUUUUGACAAAUUCAGCCAGUAUUAGAGAUGUUAUUGCUUUCCCAGUGCUUAAGAUUCAACAAUAAUAUACUCUCCAGUUUUGAGUUUUAAGGUUUGUUUUAAAAAAAUGCAUAAUAAUAUUAUAUUAUAUUAUAUCACUUUAAAAUAAUUGAACCUACAAGACAACAACCAUUUAUUCAACUGAUUAAUAUUCUUCCAUGAUUUUAUUUGUUGUGACAUAAAGAAUUGACACCAUUGUUUGUCACUUGCCCAUAUGUAUUAUUUCGUAGAUCUUAUAAGUUAUAUAUAUCAUGUGUGUUGAAAA
Messenger RNA from Helianthus annuus (common sunflower), 2078 nucleotides. Its product is annotated as lysine--tRNA ligase, chloroplastic/mitochondrial. Gene Ontology annotation, cellular component: cytosol; cytoplasm; mitochondrion. Bases 19 to 1839 code for a protein of 606 amino acids. Gene Ontology annotation, biological process: lysyl-tRNA aminoacylation. The record is from RefSeq and is a predicted model, not a curated record. Lineage: Eukaryota; Viridiplantae; Streptophyta; Magnoliopsida; Asterales; Asteraceae. The transcript is spliced from 14 exons. Gene Ontology annotation, molecular function: ATP binding; tRNA binding; lysine-tRNA ligase activity.